AAGACGCCGCGGGCUGUGCUCCGAGUGAAGAAUGGGGCGUCGAAGCUGGCCAAGCCGCAGGCGGCGGCCGAAGCCCCCGGCGGCGCUCCGGGCUCGGGGCUGUUCAUGGAGCGCUCGCAGAGCCGCCUCAGCCUGUCGGCUUCCUUCGAAGCCCUGGCCAUCUACUUCCCCUGCAUGAACAGCUUCGACGAGGAAGACACGGAAGAUGGCAGGAAACUCAAAGGUGCAAUCCAGCGGAGCACAGAAACCGGUCUGGCUGUUGAGAUGCCAAGCCGAACCAUCCGACAAGCCAGCCAUGAAUCCAUUGAGGAAAGUAUGAACAGCUACGGGUCUGAAGGAAACUUGAAUUUCAAUGGAGUUCAUCUGGCAUCUGCUGGGCAGUUCAGUGACUUCCUGGGAAGCAUGGGGCCGGCACAGUUUGUUGGCCGUCAAACCUUGGCCACUACCUCUAUGGGGGAUGUGGAAAUCGGCUUACAAGAACGAAAUGGACAACUGGAAGUGGAUAUCAUUCAAGCCAGAGGAUUGACCCCCAAGCCUGGUUCCAAAACCCUACCAGCCGCUUACAUCAAGGCCUAUCUUCUAGAAAAUGGGGUGUGCGUUGCAAAGAAGAAGACCAAAGUGGCCCGCAAAUCUCUGGACCCCCUGUACAAUCAAGUAUUACUGUUCCCAGAGAGCCCACAAGGCAAAGUACUGCAGGUCAUCGUCUGGGGCAACUACGGACGCAUGGAACGCAAGCACUUCAUGGGAGUCGCCCGGGUUCUUUUAGAAGAACUGGAUUUGUCAACGUUGGCGGUGGGCUGGUAUAAGCUUUUCCCCACCUCCUCCAUGGUGGAUCCCGCUACCGCCCCUCUCCUGCGCCAGUCUUCACAGCUUUCCUUGGAGAGCACAGUUGGACCUUGCGGCGACAGGUCUUAAUGAGCCAGGAAGUACCGAGGGGACCGCUUCUGUUUUUAAAAUCAUGCUGUCAAGGUUUUGUUUGCUGGAACGCUGACCUCAGGCGCCUUGCAUCUUAGAUCAUCCGUGGAGGAUCCUGAAGGAGAAGGAGAGCCAAGUAACCUUGGGCAGAAGCCAAGAUGGGUGCCAGUGACCCUUCUCCAUUCAAGUAGGAAGGGCUGUGGGGCACCAGGCCUAAUUAUGAAAUAACAC
Molecule: messenger RNA, 1146 nt
Organism: Euleptes europaea (tarantolino)
Lineage: Eukaryota; Metazoa; Chordata; Lepidosauria; Squamata; Sphaerodactylidae
Gene: RIMS4
Product: regulating synaptic membrane exocytosis 4
Exons: 6
Coding region: 106-915 (269 amino acids)
Biological process (GO): regulation of synaptic plasticity; positive regulation of synaptic transmission; regulation of membrane potential
Cellular component (GO): presynaptic membrane; cytoskeleton of presynaptic active zone
Molecular function (GO): transmembrane transporter binding; small GTPase binding
Source: RefSeq, a predicted model, not a curated record